Molecule: messenger RNA, 2348 nt
Organism: Chinchilla lanigera (long-tailed chinchilla)
Lineage: Eukaryota; Metazoa; Chordata; Mammalia; Rodentia; Chinchillidae
Gene: Dnai7
Product: cancer susceptibility candidate 1
Exons: 16
Coding region: 81-2252 (723 amino acids)
Cellular component (GO): axoneme
Molecular function (GO): beta-tubulin binding; microtubule binding
Source: RefSeq, a predicted model, not a curated record
UCCUGACAACCCGGGUGCGUUGUGUCCACACAACAGAGCUCCGACUUGGCGGUGUGUGAAGGUCGCGCUUUUGCCUCCUCAUGGGUCCCAAAGAAAAAAAGAAAAAGAAAAUCACUAAAGCCGAACAACUGAAGCAGCUACAAGAGGAGGAGGAGAAGCGACUGAAAGAGGAAGAGGAAGCCCGUUUGAAAUCUGAGAAGGAAGAACAGGAAAGGCUUGAAAAACAGCGGAUUGAGAAAGAAAAAUGGCAACAACUUGAAAAAAAAGAUCUACAAAGGAGACCCGAAGAACUCGAGGAACUUUAUUCUCUAGAGGAGUGUUUUCCUAAAGCAGAGAAAUUGAAGCAAGAUACUAGAUCUCUUUCUCAGUGGAAACACUAUAUUCAGUGUGAUGGGAGUCCUGAUCCUUCCAUACCCCAAGAAAUGAAUACUUUCAUUAGCUUGUGGAAAGAGGAAACAAAUCAGACUUUUGAGACAGUGAUCAAGAAGAGUAAACUGGUGCUACAGUUAAUUGAGAAAUUGAAAUUAAUGCUAUUGGAAACUCCGACAUAUAAUUUGAGAGACAAAAACAUAAUACAAUACGAAGGAUCAAUUUUAGAGCUUCAGGAGCUCCUUCACCUUAAGUUUAACAUAGCCACGGAAAUACUGCUCAGACAAGCUAGUACUUUAGCAGAUCUGGACACGGGAAAUAUGGAAAAAAUCAUUCAAGAUGAAAAUGUUACUCUGUACGUGUGGGCAAACCUCAAGAAGAACCCAAGGUACAAAAGUGUGAAAUUCUCCAACACACAAAUUGGAUUUGAAAUUCCAAAGAUAUUAGCCACGAGUGACGUCGCGCUCCGGCUCCUCCACACUCACUAUGAUCACAUCACCCCGCUGCACGCAGUGCGGGCGCCGCUGGUGCCGUUGGUGCCGUUGGUACCGUGCGUCCCUGCAGGAGCGGAGCUUUCCAAGAGGGAGGUGAAGAGCACCACAGAAGCGGUUGGCCAGGAGGACCAGGAAGUCUAUAAACCUCAAGAGCGAGGGUCUGUCUUCAUCCAGGAGGGAGAAAUAAAAGCUGAGGAACAAAAUGAUCCUGAAGUCCAAAUGACUUCUGUCAAGAAAGAAUCGAAAGCCACAGAAGUUGAACUGGAGAUGAAGUUAUUAAGUGAAUCAGUUGCAGAAGCACAGUUGGACCUGAUAAAGAAUGCUCCUGAAAAGCCAGAAGUCUCUGAAAACAAGGAGGUGGAUUUAUGCCAGUUCACGAUUCUAGGUGGUGUGUACCACCUGGAUAUUUUGGAGCUCCCCCCGCAGUGUAAACCAGUGAAAGGCUGGAUGAUGGUGGAGAUACUCAAAGAAGGAUUACAGAAGUUUACAUAUCCUCCAGAAAUCACAGAAGACUUUGACACAGAAAAUGCUUUUCCGCCUAUAGAAGUCACGCUUCAGGUUCAUGAGAAAGUGACCUUUUUUGAAGAACCUGUGGUCGCAAGGUGGAAUGCUCAAGGUAAAUAUUGGCAAACAGAUGGCAUUAGUGGUGUAUAUUACACCCCAGAAGAAAGACUUAUAUCGUUCAGCCUGGAAACCUUUGGCCCCAUUACCUUAAUGCAAGACACUCAUAUUAACAUGCCAUACCAGUCGUGGGAACUAAGACCACUUGAUGAGAAUAAAGUACUUCUGACUGUGACAACAGUAUUCACUGAGAUUCAAAUACAAAUUCAGGAAAACCUCUGCAUGUUAUCUUCAGUCAAAAUAAAGGACAAAGAGCACUCAUCUGCGUUGGAAGGAAAGUGGAUGACUCCUAUUCCUUUCAUUAGCGCUCUGAAAGAAACGGGACUGAAUAUCUUCCCAACCGCGUACUCUCAUUUUUAUGUCGUUAUAAACAAUAAGGUCCCAUUGGUGGAAAUGAAAGCUUAUCGGCAGAUGGCGCUGCUGAGUUCUGCUUUUGCAUUUGGGUGGAGCAAGUGGAAUACUCUGUGCAAUUCUACCAAUGUUGUGUUUAAGGUGAGGGAGCACCUGAGCGACGAGCACACGGAGACUCCAAAUUGGGAGCUGUACAUGUUCAGCGGGGACAGAGCGUGGAGGCUCAAGAUAGAAGAAGAGAGCGAGUCAUUCUCUGAAGCACUUGGGGAAAAAACUGAGUUUCACUCCACUCUCUUUCACAUGGUCAAGGACUUUGCCUCCAAGGAAGCCAUCGAGAAAGUGAGGCGUUCCAGCUGCCAGUUCAUCGACUCCGUUUGCUACCUGCUCCUCUCCACCAGGGUGCUCAGCUAUUCCUAAUCUCCACUUGCGAACUUUCUUGGUGGGAAAAUCCUGUACUCCUCAGUGUAAUGAGGGACUGGAUUCCAAACAGGCUAUUAAAAUUAUCUAACAGCA